Molecule: messenger RNA, 1160 nt
Organism: Octodon degus (degu)
Lineage: Eukaryota; Metazoa; Chordata; Mammalia; Rodentia; Octodontidae
Gene: Ldlrad4
Product: low density lipoprotein receptor class A domain containing 4
Exons: 8
Coding region: 468-1160 (230 amino acids)
Biological process (GO): negative regulation of transforming growth factor beta receptor signaling pathway
Cellular component (GO): Golgi membrane; early endosome membrane
Molecular function (GO): R-SMAD binding
Source: RefSeq, a predicted model, not a curated record
CGCGCUCCCCGCCGUCCCGCAGCUCACAACAUGCAAACACACCCCUAUGACAGAUUCCCAGAACUGCAGGGUCAGGUCUGACUGUGGCGGCGAGGUGAGGACAGAGGUGAAGAAAGAACAGCAGAGCAGACCAGGCUGGGCUCCUCUGGUGAGCGAAGAUAGGAAGAUGCUGGCUGCCGUGAGGCUAAAGCGGCCUUUGCCUUGAGGUGGGAGCACAGGUCUCAGCAGACGGUGGCCCCAUGCUCGGGCUCACUAUGGCUUCCACACUAUGGCUUGACGGCUGAGGUGACUGUGUGCCCUGCAGGUGCCUCCUGCUUGUGGGGUGUGGGAACAGGGCCAGUGGAACCAGAGCAGACGCUCCUGGAAACGGGACCACAGGGCCGUGAUGGAGGUGACCUGAGACCCCAUCGGGCGGUUUUCUCUGGCAGGACAGCUUCAAGCAGGACACAGCUCGCUGGGAGAGCAGUAUGCAGGAAGCUGGCUUUCAGGCCACAGACGCUUUCACAGAGUGCAAAUUCACCUGUGCCAGCGGCAAAUGCUUGUAUUUUGGCUCACUGGUCUGUAACCAGCAGAAUGACUGUGGGGACAACAGUGAUGAGGAAAACUGCCUCCUGGUGACUGAGCAUCCACCUCCAGCCAUCUUCAAUUCGGAACUGGAGUUCGCCCAGAUCAUCAUUGUUGUCGUGGUGGUCACCGUGAUGGUUGUGGUUGUCGUCUGCCUGCUGAGUCACUACAAGGUCUCCACACGCUCCUUCGUCCAGCACCCAGGCCAGGGCAGGCAGCAGGGGGCAGGGGUGCUGCCGGAAGGGUGCCUGUGGCCUUCAGAUGGUGCUGUGCUGCGGCCUGGGGCCUCAGAGGUCUCCUUCGCGCCACGGGACCGCUUCGGCCGUCCCGUGCUGGCCCCGGCGCUGUCCUACGCGCGGCCGGAGCUGGACCUGCCGCCCACCAUCGCUCUAGCCGACGGCGAGGAGCCGCAGCACUUGGGCGCCCGCGCGCUGCGCCUCCGCGACCCGGAGCAGCAGCGCGAGCUGAGCCGCGAGUCGGUGCGCGCGCCGCCCAACCGCACGGUGUUCGCUGGGGCCUCACGGCCCUGCCCGCCCAGCAGCCGCGCGGGCGUCAGUCCGACCCGCGUGGACAGGGACGCGGCGUCCCUGAAGUAA